Molecule: messenger RNA, 545 nt
Organism: Zootermopsis nevadensis
Lineage: Eukaryota; Metazoa; Arthropoda; Insecta; Blattodea; Termopsidae
Source: RefSeq, a predicted model, not a curated record
CUUCAAGACAAGAGAGUCCUUAGGUGGCACUGCGUUCCUAGAAGCAUGUUCUGGCUGCUGAUAGGUCUAACAACGUCACAAACUCAAAACGCAAGCACCUUAUCUCCUUAACGAUCUUGGCUUCUGGGAAGUUUUUUUUAAACCAAUCUCUCGCUUUUCAGUCUCAAACAAAAAAUCACGUAAUUUAUCUUCACUGUUUCAACUACCUCCACUAUAAUUAACCUUUGGGCAAAACAGAGAGAUAAAGAAACCAGCGAAAGUGAAUCUUGUUGCAGGAAGUGUUGCAGGGGAGGAUGACGCAGGUAGAGAAACAGAAGGAGAAGAUUGAUAAACUGAAGAAGCAAGAAGAAGAAGAGUUAAAGAUGCAGGAGAAGGCGAGGCUGCAGAACGCAAAGCUAACGGCUGAGCACGAUAAUCAGAUUAGACUCCUGAAGCAGAAGUACGCGAAGGACCUUCUAGACCAAAUUGAAUACAACAAGGCGCUCAAGGCCCAAGAAAGGGAGAAGAUAGAACGAGAGUGGAAGGCGGGACUGAGAGCGGUAUAA